AAGAUCCUGGCGGAGCAACUUUCAAAUUCUCCUUCAUUUCUCUUUCUUUUUCCGGACCUCAGCUUGCCAUUGCGUCAUGGCAGGACCAGCGGCCCUGGUAAGCGUCUACGGAACCUUCCUGUCGACAUGCCCAAGAAAGGAAACCGAAAACGGCUGAAGUUUAAGGCCGGGGACGAUUGUCCCGGAUCAGUGACAGUUGCGGAUUACGCUGAUGCCGAUCCAGCCGUGGUGAAGAGUGGAAGGGUGAAAAAGGCUGUUGCAAAUGCUGUUGAAAAAGAAGUGAAAUUGCUCUGUGGCUCGGAAGCAUCACUUGGGGCUGAAGAAGAAGUUCUCUCUCUGGACAGUGAUGAUGAGCACGACCCAGGCAAGGAUGUGGAAAGUGGAACAGAUAUUGUCCGCAAGAAGAAAAACAAGAGGAGAAAGGAGUGCAGUGAGAGCAGCCAUGGGAUCGAGUAUCCAGUGGACAUUUGGCUUGUGCUGUCCUCCUACAUUCGUCCUGAGGAUGUUGGGAGGUUUUCUCUGAUCUGUAAGAACGCAUGGAUGGUCACUUGUACCGCUGCGUUUUGGACUCGGCUCUACAGAAGACACUACAAGAGCGAUGCAGUUCUGCCAUGUCGCCUGCAGCCUGACUCCAUCGAAGUGAUGCGCUGCCUCCGGGCUCAUGUCAUCCGCUCCCUCUUCUAUCUGUAUGAGCCAUUCACACUGCGUGUUGCAAGGAUUCCAGCUCUGCCAGAUUCAACCCCCACCUUUCUGAAUAACUCCAAGUGUUUAUUGUUCUCAGUCCAAAGGGUUUCAGGAAAUCGACCUGAGGAUUUGUGGGAGUUUAAUUUCAAGUUUGUGAAGCAGGCUCACAGCAAACAUAGAAGUGCCAAGUCUUUGUGUAUGCCCAAAAAAUAUGAAGACGUCCACACCAACCCAGAGUCUGACUGCUACGCGCUUCAAAUCCACACGCUCAACUUCAUCUUCACCCCUGUUGUCAUGGGCAUGACGCUCACCCUGUUCAACAUCAACGUGAGCACCGACAUGCGGAACCAUCGGGUCCGGCUGCUCUUCCAUGACUCUCCUGUUCAGGCAGGCAAGAAGAAAGGUGACCAGAGUGGGACGCAGGUGGUGCUGGAUCCGGUCCACAGCGUGAAGCUCAUGGACUGGUGGCACCCCGAGUACCCCUUCUCCUUUCAUGGCUAAACCCUCACAACACAACUGCACCAUCACUGAAACACAACAUGGGAUUGUCAGCAGCACUGGUGAACUACUUUUGUUUCCCCAUAAAAUAGGAUUUAUUGUUUGAUAGUUACUGAUCCAUAGGACAAGAUGCAUGCAGAGAAGCCACUUGGAAAGGAGAAGUGCUUCCGUAUGUGAAGUAAAAUGAUUUUUGAAGACACAUUUCUAUAGACACGAUAAAUUCCAAGCGAUCAGCGCACAAUUGAGUAGUACCACAGAACGUGUCCUCACAUUGCACUGUUUGGGUUAAUGCAGUUUUCAGACUCCACGCUACUCCCCUGGAUUUUAGACUGUGGUGCCCACCACAUUAGUCACAUCUAGCUGCAGCUUAACUGUCGUUUACAUGCGAAGAUGUACGAGAAAUCUAAUGAUCCCCUGAAACCAAAUGUGAAGCAGCCCCACAACCAUUUUACCGUGACGGUAAAAGUAUUAGCCGCCAGGACUUGGUAAGCUCGGGACAGACACAGCUGAACUGAUGGUACAUUUUUGAACUGCAGUACUGCCGGGAGUUUAGUUAGUGAGCCGCUGCCCGACUGUCGGUGUUGCCUCUGUUGAUCUCAGAUGGACUUGUGUGGGCAACAUGGCUGCAUCACAGUGACUGUGAUCAUGGUGACUUGCCCCUCCCCUGCUACUCCCAAACUUACCUCGCCGCUGCAGGCACACGAAGGGGCAGGUAACAGGGACAUGGUAUGAUUUUGGUUUGAUGUCCCGGCUACACUUCAUGUCUGAGUCCAUCCAUCGUGAUGAGUGUUAUUUUAGUGUGUCUAUUUUUUAAAUUUUGCUUUCAAUGUAUUUAAAUGACACUGAUUUUAGCGGGUAUCAUUUCCAGAUGGGCCAAUGACGUGUUUAAUUUUGCUUCAGGAAACCGUGUCACAAAAAACAUUUAAGUAAAGGUAACGCUGUCGCUCCACGAAGCAGCUAUUUACGACAAAUUGUUCAGAAAACCGAGGUUAAAUUGUGCAGAGACUUCGCCCUGGGCUUGUCGAUGUGAUUGAUUGAGCUGGUGAAUGUAUUCAUUGUUGAAUGAUGUUGUUGAUCACUGCGUUGAAAUAAACACUCGACCUGC
Molecule: messenger RNA, 2287 nt
Organism: Synchiropus splendidus (mandarinfish)
Lineage: Eukaryota; Metazoa; Chordata; Actinopteri; Syngnathiformes; Callionymidae
Gene: tmem183a
Product: transmembrane protein 183A
Exons: 8
Coding region: 127-1185 (352 amino acids)
Biological process (GO): regulation of protein stability
Cellular component (GO): SCF ubiquitin ligase complex
Molecular function (GO): protein binding
Source: RefSeq, a predicted model, not a curated record